AUGGGGUGUAUACAGUCCAAACCGGCAGUCAAGGACCCGUUACCAGAUCGAGUCAACGAAGAUGAGAAUAGAUCAGCGAAAGUUGACGGAACGUCGCAAUUAGAAGCCAAGGUAGCGUCGGGUCGCAGCAUUGACGAUGCCACGUCUGGAAAAUCGGCUUCGGGUCGCCUGCCGUCGCUUUUCAGUAAAAGCCGUCGCAGGGAUGACCAGGGCGACAGCACGGACGAUGGCGACGACAAAGGCGUGGAUUCCUCGCCGAGGGAAGCCACGGGUAUCCACUGCUUGCCAACAGGAGGCGUCCGCGGAUUUAAGUCCUCAGCUUCUCCCGCAGGCGCUGCUGCCACACCAGCUGCACUAACCACAUCCGCGGAAGCGGCUGUAGCAGAGGAGGCGAGCACGCCUGUGGCUGUGGGUCCCAAGCUCAUCCGCUCCAAGGGCAAAAUCGAGAUCAUGGGGUUUGAGGUGGCAAACGUGUUCGUGAGGGCAAUUAACUUGCGCCAGUCGCUGCUGGAGAGGGACAUAGAGGACCUGCGGGCGGAGGUGCUGGCGUCGGAGGGCAUAAGGAUGCUCGUUUCAGACGACUUCUACCACGUCUGGUGCAUUGCUGCCGAGGACAAGCGGGGCGAGUUGAGAGCAGUGGCAAGGGACGUAGCACGGCUGGGCAAGCAGUGUCUUGACCCCGCACUGCAUUCGCUCACACAGGCGUUUGACGCCCUGGGCACCAUGGAUGGACCCAAGGGCCGAAUGACAUCCGCGGAGGUGGAGGGGGAGUUGCGAGCGCUAGAGGGGCAGGCGCAGGUCACGGCGGAGUUGUAUCACGAAUUGGCAAAUCUAGAGCAGCUACAGCAGUCUUUGGACAGACGUAUGAAGCAGGACACAGACUCCGCUGUCAAUAGAGAGCUGAUAGCGCAGAUGCGGGCAGAGCUGAAGGCACAGGAGAAGAUAGUGAAGACGAUGAAGAAGAAAGGACUCUGGUCGAAAACCAUGGACGAGGUGGUGGAGAAGCUGGUUCAGGUGGUAAUAUUCCUUCAUGACCAGAUUGUGGACGUUUUCGGUGCCGAUGUGGUGAAGGUGGGGCGUCUCAUGUCAGGCACGCCUCCCACAGCCGCUGAUCUGAGGAAGCUGGGAGUGAACGGCAUGGCGCUGCAAUACGCCAACAUUGUCAACAUGAUCGACACCAUGGUGAUGCGCCCAGCAUGUGUGGAGACUCAAAGGGAGGCGCUUUUCUCUGCCCUGCCUGCUUCUGUCUGUGGGCGGUUGAAGCGAACACUGCUGCAGUCACAAGAUAUAGAGCAGGAGAGCACAGAGAGCAUCCGGCAGAAGAUGGAGGCGGUGCUGGACUGGCUGGUGACCAUGGCUGAGAACACAAUCAGGUUCGGGCUAGACAGCAGGGUGCAGGGCCACACGGACCUCACUCUCCUGCAGACGCUGCAGCAUGUGGAUCACCUCAAGAUGGAGCGCCUCGUGCUGCUGCUGCUCGUGGGCCUGCAGCACCUCGCCAGCCGCAGCGCGGACAACGACUGGAGUCCCGUUCCCCGCGGGGUGGUGCUUGCACCGGUGUAUUCGCCGAGGGUGCUGUCUCCUGAUCGCGCCGGCUCUUCUGCUGCUGCUGGUGCUGCUGCUGGUGCUGGUGCUGGUGCUGGUGGUGAUGAUAUUGGUGCUGAAACGGCUGCUGCUGUGGGUGAAUCGGAGGGGAUCGUGAUUCGUGCUAAUGGGGAGACCACUGGAGAGACAGGAGAGCAGAGUAUUGGUGUUGAAACAGCCUCUGAUAAGGCUGCCACCGGUGCUGCUCUUGCUGCGGCUAGCAGUGCUGCUCGUGUUGCCUCUCUUUCAGCUGGGUCUGAGGAAGUAGCCAUGGAGGAGGAGGAGAAGGCACGGGCAGAAGAAGGGGGCGCGGAUUCUGCCGCAGCAGAGGGGUUAGGAGGUGUGGAAACCGGUCGGCCUCGGUCGGCUGGUUUUGAAGCUGGUGCGGUGGAUGCGGCAGGCUCGGCCGAGCCUCCGGUGUGGCGGCAGACUGGGGGAGGUGGUGGUAGUCGACCGUCUAGCAGCGGAGGGAGGCCUGCCACUGCUGAUGCUUCAGCAACAGAGGAUGCUGAAUCUCCUGCUGCCGCUGCUCGUAGGGCGCUAGCUAGCGGCAUGGGCACCAGCCGGAAGAGUCUGGAAAACGCCCUUCGCAUGGGGGGUAAUGCGGGAAAACGCCCUGUGGAUGUUGCCGGAGCUUUCGGAAGCCCGCUCGACCGUAGCAAGCUGCCAGGCUCGGCAGCAGGCUCGGGCGCGGCAGGCUCGGGGCCGUUGGCAGGCGAAGCGCUGCUGGCAGCAAUGACCAUGAGCCAGGGCUUUGGUCCAGCAGCCCGAGGCGCAGCUUCGGAAGAGAUGAUGGAGGCGAUGCGAGAGGCCACGUACGGCCGAAGCAGGAGCCACACCUUUGCCAUGGCGGCUCGGCCCGAACCUAACCCGAGGUUCUUCACGAAAUCCCUAAGCAGAUACAGCCUGCUGAGACGAAUGGAAGCAGAAGAAGCAGGGGGGGGUGGUGGGGGUGGCGGUGCGGGCAGCAGCAGCACUGGGGGAGGGUCGAUCUUUGUGGCGCCUCAGAGGUUCCUACCGAUGACUCCUGCAACGGUGGAUGUAGACCGGAUCCAUGACGUGAAGCCGGAUUUGGACCUCACCAGUGUGGCUGCGCCUAGACUGGGAGGCAGACUAGUGUAG
Messenger RNA from Closterium sp. Yama58-4, 2706 nucleotides. NCBI's taxonomy places the organism in Eukaryota, Viridiplantae, Streptophyta, Zygnematophyceae, Desmidiales, Closteriaceae. The record is from the annotation of a GenBank genome assembly.